This is a messenger RNA of Seminavis robusta, 2055 nucleotides long. NCBI's taxonomy places the organism in Eukaryota, Bacillariophyta, Bacillariophyceae, Naviculales, Naviculaceae. The record is from the annotation of a GenBank genome assembly.
AGUUAGUCACGUAGUGUCCGUGAAUGAGCCAUCGUUCGUCUUUUUGGCGCCAAGCCGACGAAGACACGUUCAUCAGACAACUCUCUUCUCUUGAUGUCAAACAGCAUUUUAUUUUCUGUGCUGCUGUGCUGUUGAACCAAAAGACAUCUCACCAUGACGUCCUCGACGCCACCCUCCAUUGACUUGCUGACAUGUUCCGCUUCUGAUUUGUCGAAUUGGCUUUUGGAGCAUCGCUUUGAGAACGACGGAAUGGCCACAACGACGUUUCUCUUGCAAGGCACUAGCACACUUCCCAAUGCAGACGAAAUUGCUCAGCAAAUCCAAGAAUCUGCCGCUGGGCAACAAGACGAUGACGAUGAUGAUGAUGAAAAGCCCAAAAAGGAAGCCGUGGCGUUGGUCAGUAGUACUAGUGAAGAAUCGACCACCAAACCAAACAAUAGCAGUAUUGGGGAAGCACUCCAUGACUCGAAUAGUCCUCUGGAAGUGUCCUUGACUAAUCCACGCGGAAGAUUUCACUGGACAUUUCAUGCCCAAGGCAUCCAUGCCGCCACCAUCAAGAAUCCACAAUCCUUGAUCGUUCCUGCCGGAAGUGUUCGCAAUGUCAUUGUCUUUCCAAAACCAACCGAUUGUACUCAAAUUUCAACAUCUUCCUCCAAAAAAGCGGCCAGCAAUGCCAAGAGUCCCAUGGUACUCUUGUGUUUUCAUGACGCCUCACCAGUCACCUUCAAAAACAAACCAAUCUCGCAAAUCUGCUUUCCCAUACCCACAACAACAACCACCACUGUACUACAAGAAAUACUCCAACAAGCCCUUCCAAAAGAUGACGACAAUGACAACAACAACACCACGGAAGCCUGGAUCAAACUGAUUUGUCAUUCGCUACAACUGGACGCUUCCAAGGCUGUCUAUCGCAUCCAAAACCCAGCAGCGGUGUCAACAACAACAGCAGCCUCCACAGCAACCCACAACAAACCAGUAUGGACCUUCAAAUCCCAUCAAGAUAGAAAUCUAUCCUCCACCGCCAGUGGCAUGCCCUUUGUCAAGUGCUACCACGGAGUGCAAGAUGGAGUCCUCUUUCCCAUGAAGCAAGGGCUGCUCUUUUUCAAACCCCCACUGUUCGUUCCUCGAUCCAAAUUGCAUUCGAUUGCCUGCGGGCGAGGCACUGGGGCAUCUUCGCGAUAUGUCGAUAUGAAAAUUGUGACAGCCGAGGACAACAAUAAUGGCAAUGAUGAUGAAGAAGAUGACGAAGAACCACGAGAAACCACGCUGGAAUUCACCAACAUUGCUCGCGAAGAAUUGACAGUCUUGAACGACUACAUACACAAAGUGUUAAUUCCAGCCAUGAAGCAAGACUCUGAACAGCAACAACAACCAGCGUCCACCGACGAGGAAUCUGCUGAAGAUGCCGUGGCAGUGGUCGAUGCCGACGACAGUGAUAACGAAGGGACUCGUCGUGGUCGUAGCAAACGCAAGGCUGCGCGGGAAGCACGACAACAAACCAAACAACAUUUCCUCCAAAAGAAGAAAGGAAACGACCAGGAUGACAAUGACGACGAGGAGGAUGAUGAAGAUGAGGAUUCCGACGAAGAUUUGCCCUAUUUUUCGGGCGGGGAAGAAGAAGAAGAGGAUGAAGAUGUCAUGGAAAUUGCAGAUGCAGAGGACGACGAGGAAGAGGACGACGAAGAAGAGGAGGAAACUACAAGCAACAAAAACAACAAACCAGGGGCCAACGGGGAAUCUGGGGAUGCCGAUGAAGAAGCUGAUGAUGACGACGACGAUGAUGUAGUCGAGGUGGUAGCUGAAGUGGACGCCACCGAGAGUGAUGAUGGCGACGAAACGGAGGAAGACCAGGAAGACGAGAAUCCACCUAGCAAGAAACGCCGCUCGAAAUAGUGUGACACUAUACAACUAAUGACGACAACAUACCGUAGCUACGAAACUGCCCUCUUUUCUUCCGUAGCUGUGAUCUUCAUUUUAUUGAUAAAAUAUACGGUAGCCAAUAAAAUAACAAGUCAGGGAAUGAUUGAAUCAAUCAAUCUCUCAUGAGGAUGUCAA